Molecule: messenger RNA, 690 nt
Organism: Arachis ipaensis
Lineage: Eukaryota; Viridiplantae; Streptophyta; Magnoliopsida; Fabales; Fabaceae
Source: RefSeq, a predicted model, not a curated record
AUGACAAAUACAAGAGGGGAAUGCAAUGCUAUCACACUAAGAAGUGGAAAAGUGGUGAAGGAGGCAUCUUCAAGCCAUAACUUGCAAGAAGAAAAGGUUGCAAAUGACUCAGAAAUUAAGGAGGAAGAAGAGAUACAUACUCCAGCUCCACCAAAGCAAGUCUUGAAGCCUUAUGUACCAAAAGCACCCUAUCCACAACGGAUGAGAAAAGAUGGGAAAGACAACCAUUUUUCUAAGUUCUUGGAAGUCUUUAAGAAGCUUCAAAUCAACAUACUGUUUGCUGAGGCACUAGAGAAAAUGUCACUCUAUGCCAAGUUCCUCAAAGAGCUCAUGACCAUGAAAAGAAACUGGGGAGAAAAGAAAAUUGUGGUGCUCACAGAGGAAUGGAAUAUUAGCAUUGAGAAGGCAUUGUGUGAUCUAAGAGCCAGCAUCAACCUUAUGUCCUUGGCCAUGAUGAAGAGAAUGAGAAUAGACGAGGUCAAACCAACAAGGAUGGCACUUCAACUAGAUGAUAGAACAUUCAAGUUUCCCCAUAGAGUAGUGGAAGACUUGUUGGUUAAGGUGGGAGAGUUCAUCUUCCCAGCUAAUUUUGUGGUACUUGAUAUGGACGAAGAGGCUAAUGCCUCUAUUAUACUUGGGAGGCCAUUCCUAGCAACAGCUGGGGCAAUCAUUGAAAUACAAAAGGGAUAA